AUGGGUACAGCAUCAUCGCAGAUCGACGGAGAAUACCAACCAAGUUUUGGUACUUUUCAUAAUCUAAAAGCAAUUGAUAUUGAUGGAAAUGAAAAACCAAUGUCGGAUUUCCAAGGAAAAGUUCUUAUGGUUGUUAAUGUUGCCUCAUCUUGUGGUAAAACUGAUCGUGAAUAUACACGUUUAGUUGAUUUAUAUUCUCGUUAUCAUGAUCAAGGUUUUGAAAUCUUAGCAUUUCCAUGUAAUCAAUUUCUAUUUCAAGAACAUGGAUCAUGUUCAACAAUAAAAUCUUUCAUUAAAAAAUAUAAUGUUGAAUUUCCUAUGUUCGAAAAAAUAAAUGUCAAUGGUAAUGAUACACAUCCUAUAUAUACUUGGUUAAAACAAAGUUACCCAGGUCGUGUAACAUGGAAUUUUUCCGGAAAAUUUUUUAUUGAUCAUCAUGGUAUACCACGUGCACGUGCCAAUGAUAAUUUCGAAGAAAUUGAACAAAUUAUUCAACGUUUAUUAAAAGAAAGAAAUGAUGAACAAACAAAACAUUAA
Molecule: messenger RNA, 537 nt
Organism: Adineta steineri
Lineage: Eukaryota; Metazoa; Rotifera; Eurotatoria; Adinetida; Adinetidae
Source: the annotation of a GenBank genome assembly